UCAGCUCGACAGAUGCAGAUGCUCCAGCUGUCAAAAGGACUCUUUGUUAUUGCUCUUGGAUGUUUGGACUAACAUAAAAGUAGAAUCCUCAUAUUUCUGCAGUAAAUCAACAUUAUCUGUAACACUGCCUGAAGAAGUCUUUUUAAGUGACGUUGCUGAGCAGCAGAGUUUGGAUAAAGGAUAUUUACGUUUUUGCAAGGUUUUUUUUGUUACCCUCAUCUGCCCUGCAUCUAUCUGAGGCCGGUUUGUAUCUCAAACAAAGGCUGGUUCUUGCAGAAAGUGACAUGCAAACCGGAGUGAAUUCAUAGACGAGCUGCGGCUCCGACGCACGCACGCACCGUGUCCCGCAGGCUAAGCGCGGUGCUCCGGGAAGAAGACGAAAACAACAAACAUGAAAUCCAGGAGUCAGGACCAGAGUUUGUCUGACUCCAGAGAGCUGGACAGAUCAUACGACCCACUCACAGGUAAUCCACCAUCCAAACCUAACAAAAAGACCAUAAAGCAGCGCCUCCUCAAACUUCUGCCCUGCUGUCGCUCCGGCUCCAGCUCCUCCAUUACGCAAAGUAACAUAAGUGAUGAUGAUGAACUGUCAACAGUGCGUUACCGACCGGAGGGGCUCGACCGCCUCGUGCAGCAGACCAACUUCACCAAGAAAGAGCUGCAGGUCCUCUACCGGGGAUUCAAAAACGAGUGUCCCAGUGGUGUGGUGAAUGAGGAGACUUUUAAAAGCAUCUACUCCCAGUUCUUCCCUCAUGGAGAUUCAAGUAUGUAUGCACAUUUCCUGUUUGAAGCUUUUGACACCCAGAACAAUGGAUCGGUCAACUUUGAGGACUUUGUCAUAAGUCUGUCCAUCAUCUUGAGAGGAUCCAUCAACGAUAAACUCAACUGGGCCUUUAAUCUGUACGAUCUCAACAAAGAUGGCUGCAUCACCAGAGAGGAGAUGACAGACAUCAUGGGCUCCAUCUAUGACAUGAUGGGGAAGUACACUUACCCCUGCAUGAAGGACAAUGCUUCCAAAGAGCAUGUGGACAACUUCUUCCAGAAAAUGGACAAGAACAAAGAUGGAGUGGUCACCAUUGAAGAGUUCUUGGACACAUGCCAAAAGGAUGAAAGCAUCAUGCAGUCCAUGCACAUGUUCGACAAUGUGAUCUAAAUGUAGGAAUUCGUUUUUUCUCUUCUGCGUGGAGGUCAUCUACAGUUCUUCAGCCCCCAGAAGGAGUGAUCGGUGCUCCUGGAUCCUAAACAGAGCGGUGCCAUGUUUGAGGAUAUCUACCCAAAAAACACCUCUUUUCCUGAAAUGUGUUUAUCAAAAGUGUGUGUACAGGAAGGCAUCAAAGGUGUGGAUACUGGUGCUUUAACAUCAGUAGACUGGUAGCAGAACGAUAUGAACAAGCGUAUUUAAUGCAGAAGAAAAGCAGCUAUAACAAUAACAAUGGAUGAACAGAUGUAAACAAGCAGAGGGCCUCUUUACUUAUUAACUUAUACUUCCUCUCUUGCAUGAAUGAAUGUGUGAACACAAGAGCAAAUUGAACAAUGCUCAAAAUGUUGUAGAAAAUGUAAAGUAUCACUCACUUUUUGUACUUACAGUUUUAUGGACGGCUCUGAUGAAGGGAUGACAUUUAAAAACAAGCAAUAAUCUAGUAGUAACAUGUUAUUACAUCUGUCCUCACUGUUCCUGAGAUAUGACUGUUCUCACCAAUCACAUCUAUUGUAAUACCGUAUACUGUGUGUGCAUGAUGUGUCUGACUGUUGAAAUGUUGAUAUAUUUUGGUAAGAAUGAUAAGGUUGAAUAAAACGACACAGUUGCUAUGCAAAA
Eleginops maclovinus (Patagonian blennie) is the source of this 1816-nucleotide messenger RNA. Its product is annotated as Kv channel-interacting protein 2-like. The record is from RefSeq and is a predicted model, not a curated record. Gene Ontology annotation, biological process: regulation of potassium ion transmembrane transport. Gene Ontology annotation, molecular function: potassium channel regulator activity; calcium ion binding. Gene Ontology annotation, cellular component: voltage-gated potassium channel complex. Lineage: Eukaryota; Metazoa; Chordata; Actinopteri; Perciformes; Eleginopidae. The transcript has 9 exons. The coding region runs from base 392 to 1153 and encodes 253 amino acids.